Messenger RNA from Myotis lucifugus (little brown bat), 1965 nucleotides. It is a transcript of the gene RGS14, whose product is annotated as regulator of G protein signaling 14. Gene Ontology annotation, biological process: regulation of G protein-coupled receptor signaling pathway; signal transduction. The record is from RefSeq and is a predicted model, not a curated record. The transcript has 13 exons. NCBI's taxonomy places the organism in Eukaryota, Metazoa, Chordata, Mammalia, Chiroptera, Vespertilionidae. Bases 125 to 1657 code for a protein of 510 amino acids. Gene Ontology annotation, molecular function: G-protein alpha-subunit binding; GTPase activator activity; microtubule binding.
CACAGGAGCGGAGCUGGGCUCUCUCCGCCGCCUGCCUGCCGCCCUGCAAGCUCUGGCCUGCGGCGCUGCCCACAGUCCCCAUGGUGGGUACCCCCCGUGGCGGGGCCCGGUGAACAGCAGAGGCAUGCCAGGGAAGCCCAAGCACCUGGGCGUCCCCAACGGGCGCAUGGUUUUGGCUGUCUCCGAUGGAGAGCUGAGCAGCACGGUGGGACCCCAGGACCAGAGCGAGGGCCGAGGCAGCUCCCUCAGCAUCCACAGCCUCCCCAGUGGCCCCAGCAGCCCCUUCCCCACUGAGGAACAGCCUGUGGCCAGCUGGGGCCUGUCCUUCGAGCGGCUGUUGCAGGACCCGCUGGGCCUGGCUUACUUCACGGAGUUCCUGAAGAAGGAGUUCAGUGCUGAGAACCUGACUUUCUGGAAGGCCUGCGAGCGCUUCCAGCAGAUCCCUGCCAGCGACACCCAGCAGCUGGCUCAGGAGGCCCGCAACAUCUACCAGGAGUUCCUGUCCAGCCAGGCGCUGAGCCCCGUCAACAUCGACCGGCAGGCCUGGGUGGGUGAGGAGAUGCUGGCUGAGCCGCGACCGGACAUGUUCCGGGCACAGCAGCUGCAGAUCUUCAACUUGAUGAAGUUCGACAGCUAUGCGCGCUUCGUCAAGUCCCCGCUGUACCGCGAGUGCCUCCUGGCUGAGGCCCAGGGGCGCCCCCUACGGGAACCUGACUCCUUGCGCCUCGGCAGCCCCGACGCCACCAGGAAGAAGCCGAAGCUGAAGCCCGGGAAGUCGCUGCCGCUGGGUGUGGAGGAGCUGGGGCAGCUGCCGCCGGCCGAGGGCCCUGGGGGCCGCCCGCUCCGCAAGUCCUUCCGCAGGGGUGAGAGCUGGAGCUGGCCUCGGAGAAGAGCGGGGCGGGAGUUUGGAACUUCAGGGCAGCCCCUAAAGAAGUGUAGGUGGUUCCCGGGGACAGCGGGGAUAACUAGGGGUGGGGAGGACUCAGACCCUGCCUGGCGUCUGCAGAAGGCCCUGGUCCUGGAUCAGGACUGCACCGUGCUGGCGGACCAGGAAGUGAGGCUGGAAAACAGGAUCACCUUCCAGCUGGAGCUGGCGGCGCUGCAGCGCGUGGUGCUCAUCUCGGCCAAACCCACCAAGCGGCUGCAGGAGGCGCUGCAGCCCAUCCUAGCGAAGCACGGCCUGAGCGCACACCAGAUCGAGCUGCGCCGGCCAGGCGAGAAGCAGCCGCUGGAUCUGGGGAAGCUAGUGAGCUCGGUGGCGGCCCAGAGGCUGGUGUUGGACACUCUCCCAGGUGUGAAGAUUUCCGAAACUGGCGACACACAUCCCCGCCGAAGCCAGCGCACCACACCUGGAACCCAGGACAAGGGCAUCCAUCUCCCUCCACUGCCGCUCAACUCCCUGGCCGAGGCUCCCAGCAGUGUCACUGGGAAUCGACAGACCUGUGACAUUGAAGGCCUGGUGGAGCUGCUGAACCGGGUACAAAGCAGCGGGGCCCACGACCAAAGGGGCCUUCUGCGCAAAGAGGACCUGGUGCUUCCAGAAUUUCUGCAGCUGCCCGCCCCAGGGCCCAACUCCCAGGAGGCCCCACCACAGACUGAAUCAUCAGCCCAGCCCAAGAGGGGCCCCUUGGACUCCGCCGCCCACUCUGCCCUCUGACAGCCGUCCAACAGUCCAGGCUGGCCGCAUGGCACCUGGCGGGCCAAGCAUGCCAUGGUCCCGUCCUGCAUGCCCUGUCUGUGCUGUGCGUGUCCCUGGCCCCUUCCUGCCACGGGCAGGCCCGAAGGAAGAGCCAGGAGGGUUUGGAGAGGGGCUCUGAGUAGCCACACCCCACAGCUACCACCCCUUGGUCCCUCACAGGCUGGCCCCUCCAGCCCUUGCAGCCAGGCCACUGGGGGGAGGUGGGGCUCCCCUCCUUUCUUUCUCUACCCUGUGCAGGCAUGCCCAUCACAGAGGGGCGGUGUUGG